Messenger RNA from Mesocricetus auratus (golden hamster), 4135 nucleotides. RefSeq names its product oxysterol binding protein 2 (gene Osbp2). Gene Ontology annotation, molecular function: cholesterol binding. Gene Ontology annotation, cellular component: membrane; cytosol; intracellular membrane-bounded organelle. The record is from RefSeq and is a predicted model, not a curated record. Lineage: Eukaryota; Metazoa; Chordata; Mammalia; Rodentia; Cricetidae.
CCGUUCUCGGCCGCGCUCGGGUCCACAGCUCUAUGGGGAAAGCGGCCGCUCCGAGCCGAGGCGGCGGCUGCGCUGGCCGCUCCCGUGGGCUCUCGUCGCUGUUCACGGUUGUCCCCUGCCUGUCCUGCCACACGGCGGCGCCGGGCAUGAACUCGUCUACAUCCGGCUCAGGGCCGGAGCCCAAGCCUCAGCUCCCGCCUGUGCAGGCACCAGAGCGGGAGUUGCUAGCUGAACAGGUGUGCAAGCCAGUUUUUGAGCCAGUGCCGACAUCCGAACCUGGGUCCCAGACGACAUCUGUGCCAGGGCCCUCAGGGCCUGGGCAGGAAUCGGAGCUACAGGGGUCAGAGGCGGGCCCAAGAGUAGGGGCUGGGCCCGUCACCAAAACCACAUUGGAGCAGCCGUCUCAGGGGUCAACAGCAGGCAUCGUGCCCCUGGCCAAACCUGAGUCCAGGUCGGGGUCAAAGCCUCAGGUCCUCCAGCGACAAGGACAAGCGAAGACAUCUGUCGGGAGUCCAGUUCCAGGGACUGGUCUCCCAAUGGUCUCGCCACCUCUGGACAGCUACAAGGGCUGGCUCCUCAAGUGGACUAACUACCUAAAGGGCUAUCAGCGCCGCUGGUUCGUGCUGGGCAAUGGCCUGCUGUCCUACUACAGAAACCAGGGUGAAAUGGCCCACACCUGCCGUGGAACCAUCAACCUGGCCUCCGCACACAUCGACACAGAGGACUCUUGUGGAAUCUUGCUGUGCAAUGGGGCAAGGACCUACCACCUCAAGGCCGGUUCAGAGGUGGACCGGCAGCAGUGGAUCACCGUUCUGGAGCUGGCCAAGGCCAAGGCCAUCCGUGUGAUGAAAACUCAGUCAGAUGAUUCUGAGGACGACGACGGAGAGCCUGCUGCCCCAGCUGACAAGAGUGAGCUCCAUCACACCCUUAAGAGCCUCUCAUUGAAGUUAGAUGACCUCAGCACAUGCAAUGACCUCAUUGCCAAGCACGGCGCUGCACUCCAGCGCUCCCUGAAUGAGCUGGACAGCCUCAAGAUCCCAUCCGAGAGCGGGGAGAAGCUGAAGGUUGUGAACGAGCGGGCCACCCUCUUCCGCAUCACGUCAAAUGCUAUGAUCAAUGCCUGCAAAGACUUCCUGGAACUAGCAGAGACUCACAGCCGGAAAUGGCAGCGGGCUCUGAACUAUGAGCAGGAGCAGCGCGUCCACCUGGAAGAAACCAUUGAGCAGCUGGCCAAGCAGCACAACAGCCUUGAGAGGGCCUUCUGCAACACCCCCGGCAAGAGCCUCAGCGAGGGAAGCUUCUUGACUUCCAAAGGCGAGAACAGUGAAGAAGAUGAAGAUACCGAGUACUUUGACGCCAUGGAAGACUCUGCAUCUUUCAUCACCGUAAUUACCGAGGCCAAGGAAGACAGAAAAGCCGAGGGUGGAUCUGUGGAUCCAAACGCUGUGGACUGGACCUCAGCAGAUAAUGUACGUGAGAUGUUAGACAGUGCCUCACUUGUGCCCAAGGAUCCAUGCAGAGUCAAGAGGCGAGCCCGCAUCCCUGACAAGCCCAACUACAGCCUUAACCUCUGGAGCAUCAUGAAGAACUGCAUUGGCAGGGAGCUCUCCCGCAUCCCCAUGCCGGUGAACUUCAAUGAGCCCUUGUCCAUGCUCCAGCGACUUACAGAAGACCUAGAGUACCACCACCUGCUGGACAAGGCAGUAAACUGUACCAGCUCGGUAGAGCAGAUGUGCCUGGUAGCUGCCUUUUCCGUAUCCUCCUACUCCACCACCGUGCACCGCAUCGCCAAGCCCUUCAACCCUAUGCUAGGGGAGACCUUCGAGCUGGACCGUCUGGAGGACAUGGGCCUGCGCUCUCUCUGUGAGCAAGUGAGUCACCACCCCCCAUCUGCUGCCCACCACGUGUUCUCUAAGCAUGGCUGGAGCCUCUGGCAGGAAAUCACCAUCGCCAGCAAGUUCCGGGGGAAAUACAUCUCCAUCAUGCCACUUGGUGCCAUCCACCUAGAAUUCCAGGCCAGUGGCAAUCACUACGUGUGGAGGAAGAGUACCUCGACUGUGCACAACAUCAUCGUGGGCAAGCUCUGGAUUGACCAGUCAGGGGACAUUGAGAUUGUGAACCACAAGACCAAGGACCGGUGCCAGCUAAAGUUCGUGCCCUACAGCUACUUCUCCAAAGAGGCAGCCCGAAAGGUGACUGGAGUGGUGAGUGACAGCCAGGGCAAGGCCCACUAUGUGCUGUCAGGCUCAUGGGACGAGCAGAUGGAGUGCUCCAAAAUCGUGCACAGCAGCCCCAGCUCUGACGGGAAACAGAAAACCGUGUACCAGACGCUGCCCGCCAAGCUGCUGUGGAGGAAAUACCCACUGCCGGAGAACGCGGAAAACAUGUACUAUUUCUCGGAGCUGGCCCUGACCCUCAACGAGCAGGAGGACGGCGUAGCGCCCACCGACAGCCGCCUGCGGCCGGACCAGCGACUGAUGGAGAAGGGACGCUGGGACGAGGCCAACACGGAGAAGCAGCGGCUGGAGGAGAAGCAGCGCCUGUCCCGCCGACGGCGGCUGGAGACGUGCGCGGCGGGCUGCGGCGGAGAGGAUGAAAAGGAGUCAGAAAGCUAUGCGCCCCUGUGGUUCGAGAAGAGGCUGGACCCGCUGACCGGGGAGAUGGCCUGCAUGUACAAGGGCGGCUACUGGGAGGCCAAGGAGAAGAAGGACUGGCACAUGUGCCCCAACAUCUUCUGAGCCUCUCCUGCGGCAAAUAUAGGCGCCUGCACAGCCCCUCGGCCUAUCUUUUUAAUGCACCCAAUUUAAUACUGGACACGCACGCAGGCACACACACACACACGCACGCACGCGCGCAUGCACGUACACACACACACACACACACACACACACACACACUUUUCCUAAAAGGGGCUCCCACCUUAGAAGGGGUAAGGGCUGACCUGGGUUUUCUCCAGCCCCCAGGUCGCCAGCCUGUUAUCGUUGACUUGGGCCCCAUGGGCACCCUUGUUCCCAGUUACCCCAACUCAGGCGGACUGGCUGGGCUAUGGGCUGCUCAGGUCACUAACCCCAACCCAGGGAGGAGCUACCCCCUCCUAGGGAGGCUCUUUUGCCUUUUUAAAGAAAAAUCUCCAUUUCUUUGUGAGGGUAGGGACUUAACUAUUUGUAAGCACACCGCUUAGAAGACUUGCUUUCCAAGUGUGUGUUCUUGACACCAACUGUCCUGACCGGAAAUGCUCUUUGGAAGACUUAAGGAAGCCAGGCCCCUUUGAGUGGGGCACCUCUAACACACAAGGCCUGCCUAAGCUCCAGGAGCCCAACAGACGCAGAGGCAGCAGGAAGCCCGUCUGGCCCGCAUGGCCGCCAGGAAGGCGUGCAGGGUCCCUGACGGACAGGACAGCCCAUGGUGAGAGUAGGGAGGCAGUUGAAGGCAGCCCCCAUGUGGGCUGAGCUGCAGCCCCUGCCAGGCCUGGGCCAUGCUGCAUGCUGGGACAGUGCCCCAGCCCCCAGAAGGCAGGAGGGCAGAAAGGCAGGGUCAUAGGUGCUUCCUGCCCAAGAAACCAGGCCCCCAAAUCAGCAAUAAGGAACCAACCCCUCACUCAGCCUCCCGGCCUCCCGCCUCUAGGCGGCAUCAGGGUCCUGUCUCAGCACUCCUGACAUCCUUAUUUGCCUACUUUAUAUAUAUUAUAUAUAAAUAUAUAUAAAAUAGCUAUUUUGCUUAAAUUUCUAUGGUAUGUGAAAGUGAAAGAUAAUGAAGACAGGGCGUGCCUGUCUGAGUUUGGCCUCCUCCCCGCUGUGCCCUGGCCCUGUUCCUGUACCCUUCUAGUGACCUCUGCCAACCCUAGAAAUGAACACGUCCCUCAGACCCUCUGACUCCAGCCCGUCCCACUUCAGUUUGGCCUGAAAAGUUCACUGCAGGGCCUUUCUUUCUACUCCAGGGCUGGUUUUUUAUUAAAAAAAAAAAUGAAAACACCAAGUGUGAAAUGCCUUACAAUGCCCACUCCAGAAAUGGGGGAUGAGGAGGAGAGGUGGAGGGGGAGGCACCAGUCUCCCUCAGAGCUGGGAUGCACCUCUUCCCAGGGGCUGAGCAAGCACCUUCUGAGCAUAAUAAAACCUUGGUUCUGGAGUUUCCCACA